Molecule: messenger RNA, 2150 nt
Organism: Etheostoma spectabile (orangethroat darter)
Lineage: Eukaryota; Metazoa; Chordata; Actinopteri; Perciformes; Percidae
Gene: asmt
Product: acetylserotonin O-methyltransferase
Exons: 8
Coding region: 252-1328 (358 amino acids)
Molecular function (GO): protein dimerization activity; O-methyltransferase activity
Source: RefSeq, a predicted model, not a curated record
GAGUUGUUUCAUUGUCCAAUACAGACUGAGCCCCUGCUCUAAUCUGGGUUAUCUGGCUGUAAUCAGCUUAGCCCACUACUGCUGCUGAUGCUGGCUGGCACUUUCUGUCGCUUUAGUCUGCACUGCCAUUCAAACACACCUGCUGAAGGGCCACUGGAUUAAUACAAACUAGCAGGAAAGUGCAGUUUCCAUGUAGAAGAAGUUGGAAGAGAUCAACAUUCAGUCUUUUUGAGGAAUCAAGGAAACUGGCCAUGGCUGAGAGUCAAGAAACGGGUUCAUCUGAGGGGACACAUGCUGCAGACACGUACCCCAGAAAAAUACUAGAGUAUAUGGAAGGAUUCCUCAUCUCCAAGACGGUUUUCUCCUCAUGCGAGCUGGGUGUGUUCGAUGUGUUGCUGGCGUCAGAGCGUCCCCUGUCUGCAGAGGAGAUCAGUCAGGCGAUCGGAGCUAGUCUGGAUGGCACACAGAGACUGCUGGCUGCCUGCAGCGGCCUGCAGCUGCUCAACACACACCAGGACAACGGACAAGUGUUUUACAGUAACACAGAGCAGGCCCGGGUCUACCUGACCCGCUCCAGUCCUGUAUCCCUCUACCAGUCCAUCCAGUACAGCUCCAGAACCAUCUACCUCUGCUGGCACUACCUGACCGACGCUGUCAGAGAGGGAAGAAAUCAGUAUGAAAAGGCUUUUGGAGUCACCUCAAAUGACCUGUUUCAAGCUCUCUACAGGUCUGAUGAGGAGAUGCUGAAGUUCAUGCAGUUAAUGAACUCCAUUUGGAACAUCUGUGGUAAAGAUGUGGUCACGGCCUUCGACCUUUCGCCUUUCAAGAUCAUUUGUGACCUUGGGGGCUGCAGUGGAGCAUUAGCUAAGCAGUGCACGUCAGCCUACCCAGAAUGCAGUGUUACGAUCUUUGACCUCCCCAAGGUGGUGCAUACGUCAAGGAAACACUUUGUCACGGAGGCUGACCAGAGGAUUAGCUUCCACGAAGGGGACUUCUUCAAAGACCCCCUGCCAAAAGCUGACCUCUAUAUCCUCGCCAGAAUCCUCCACGACUGGACAGAUGAACGCUGCAUAGAGCUACUCAGUAGAGUCUACAAAGCCUGCAAACCAGGAGGCGCUGUGUUUCUAGUGGAGGCACUGCUAAAUGAGGACGGCUCUGGCCCUGUGACGGUGCAGCUCUACUCCCUGAACAUGCUGGUACAGACGGAGGGCAAAGAGAGGACAGCUGCUCAGUACGCUGCCCUGCUGGCUGCCGUCGGCUUCACCGACAUCCAGCACCGCCUCACCGGGAAGAUCUACGACGCCGUGCUGGGACACAAGGAGAUAUGAGACCGACAAAGAAGGCCACUUGUGUGCCAGGAUGGAAAACUUACACCACCUGGAAGAAAAAUGUUCUACUACCAAUACUGUACUAUUUUGGAUUUCUUUUCAAUUAAAAUUUCACCGUGAGUUUCUUUAAAUAAAAAACGUUUCUGACAAUGUUUGACAAUACCACAUUCUCUAUCUGCUCUUUCACUGAAUCUGAAUGACUUAUGAAAUAAUAAUUACAGGUGUGAACCCUUGGUCCAAUGAAAAGAGGUGGUCUCAUUCUGGAUCAAAAUAAACCAUGGCUCCCCUCUUUUCUAGAGUGAAAUAUUGUUGGAAUUGUUCAGACUUUUCGGACAAAUUACAGGAAGUUCUGGAAGGCUAUCGUCAGAACCAGAUAAAGGACAGCACAGUGUUCAGCUGUUCUUUAAAUGAACACCCCGUGCAAAGCUAUACUACGUAUAUUCAGCCUCCCCCAUGAGGAAUUCUAAGUCAUGACGACAAAACUGCCGGCGCGUCCGCAUGAUACAAGCCUUCCCUGACCACGCACCACCUGCCUCCCAUUUUGACAAUCAAGUAAGAGACAAAUCCCAGUGCUGUCGGAUUCUGCUCUAAAUGAUUAGCCACACACUGCAAAGGUCAACCUAUAUUAGAUGGUGUGCAGUGUGAUCUUCCAGUCUCAUCGCUAAGAAGAUGAACUUUCUUACAUAUCUGUUCUCAUCACUCAAUCCUAAGCCCUGUGUCUGAACCCCUCGCCUCUGACUGUUCUUAGCAGCCGAGUAAAGCUGUCUUUGUACCAGGCUCUUUGUAAUGAUGGUCGUGACUCAGUAAAUCUCCUUCACAUUG